AGAUGCCAAGGUCCAUCCCUCCACCAGAUGGUAUAUCUUGAGACACAGCUCUCACUUCCUUUUCACCAAUUUGUUGCAAAGUCAAUUUCUCAAAAUACUUCCAGUUACUAACUAGCCAACCACACGCUCUGCAACCCUAUUCCCAUCGCUUUAUGCCUUGACUGCCCACAGGAGCAGCCGACCCCAAACCUGCGACGCAACAAUGUCUCAAGACAUGACCCCCGGGGAAGCAGUCCCCACAAACACGGAAACGCCGCCGGCAAACGACAGCCCGGCUCCGACCGCCAGGCCCGACUCCGCACCGGAAGAGCAGCCACCCGCCGAACCCGCCCUCCCCCCUCUAACACCGCAAGAAUUCCGCAUCUACAACCGCCUCGCCGAACAAAUGGACUACUUUCACGAACACUUCCGCCAAAUGUACAACACGCUCCAAACAGCGUGCGCCACCAACCGGCGGCCCGCCGGCAUGACGCUGAAGCAGUUCAUCGAGGAAGGGCUGCGGCUGGCGCGGUACCUGGAGAUGCACCACUCGAUCGAAGAGACGCACCUGUACCCGCUUCUGGGGCGCAAGAUGCCCGAGUUCCGGGCCACCACGUCUGCACCGCCGGGUGGUGGGAAGGAAGGGGGCGGCGGCGGCGGCGGCGGGAGGAAGGGGAAGGCGGAGGAGUGCGAGCUGCUGCGGCAGCACAAGGUUAUUCAUGACGGGAUGGACGAGACGGCGGAUUAUCUGCGGCGGUGCAGGGAUAGGGAGUGCGAGCUGGAGUUGGGGGUUUUGAAGGAGAAGAUGGAGUCGUGGGGAGAUGUGUUGUUGCAGCAUCUGGACCAGGAGGUGAGGGAUCUUGGGGCGGAGAAGAUGCGGAAGCAUUUCACUGUGCAGGAGAUGAAGGCGAUUCCUAUGUGAUAUUGUGGACUCUCUAAUCGAAAAAAAAACAACGAACGAUGGGGGUGCGGCACGAUUUAAAUAACACAAUAAUCAGAACCACGGCAUGUGUCCGUAUUGGCGUUGCAAA
Molecule: messenger RNA, 1010 nt
Organism: Chaetomium fimeti
Lineage: Eukaryota; Fungi; Ascomycota; Sordariomycetes; Sordariales; Chaetomiaceae
Exons: 2
Coding region: 203-901 (232 amino acids)
Source: RefSeq, a predicted model, not a curated record